CUUGCCCAAGUUCUUCUAGCUUUUCUAACUUGGUUCAUCCGACCUAUCUCCAAGUCCAACGGCGGUAUUGUUCAAGUCGAGUCAACAACACAAGACACAUACAAGAACCCACAGCACUACACCUCGGGCCGCAGCAAAAAUGUCACCACCCACCCCAGCCCUAAACCAAGCCAUAGCCAUAGCGGCCCGAGCCGCCGCCGCCUCUUCCUCCUCCUCCUCCACCACCGCUUCCACACCAACCACCACCACAACAUGCAACCACGAAUCCAUGCCCGACCUCUCCCAAAUCCCAGGCCUCCCGCAAUCCCGCUCCGUCUGGGCUAUCCCCAACUGGCCCGAGUCGCUAGCCGGCAUGACGGCCUGCUGUAACCUUAAGCCCGACAACGAGGUGCAUAUAGCUGACCCGGGCGGAUGCGCCUUGUGGUGUUUCAUCCCCGAUGAGUUCCUCUUUGAAAGGAAUAAAGAUGGGACGAAUGGAAAAAGGAGGGAUGGCGCGGUGGCUGCGGAUGCGAUGGGGCAGUGUGUUAGGAAUAAGGGAAACGUGACGGGGGCGUAUAUUACGGUUUGGCAGGUUAAGGAGGGGGGUGCGGCCCCGGGAUUGGGGGGAAUGGGGAAGAUGUCGUUGAAGAGGGUGGUGGGGAUGGGGGUUUGGGGGGUGGUUGUUUGGGGGGUUUUGGGGUGAUUCCUGGUUUGGAUUGUUGGUCUUCUUUGAGGAUUGGAGAAUAUUUUGAUGCGAUUUCAAAUAUCGGUCGUGGGCUUGUCAUUUGGUAUUUUGGUGGCAAUACUUCCCUCCAUUUCCUUGGUGAUGCUGGCUUAGGUCGUAGAGGUAUCGACGUACCUCGCUAUUGUGGCGGCGUUCUUUAGUGGGUGCACUAACACUUAUAUAACACAUUAAGCUUUAAAGUCCCGGUGCCCCCACAGCGGGAAGGAAAGCCCCGCCAUCGGGAAGGGAAUUGCCCGAGGUACCCACCGUUCCUGAGCACAGCGGGUCCGGAGCGCGCCGGACUCGGACUGGACCCCACACCGGGUUUCUUCCC
This is a messenger RNA of Neurospora hispaniola, 1037 nucleotides long. RefSeq lists its product as uncharacterized. The coding region runs from base 140 to 682 and encodes 180 amino acids. The record is from RefSeq and is a predicted model, not a curated record. NCBI's taxonomy places the organism in Eukaryota, Fungi, Ascomycota, Sordariomycetes, Sordariales, Sordariaceae. The transcript has 2 exons.